Messenger RNA from Andrographis paniculata, 1897 nucleotides. Its product is annotated as protein NRT1/ PTR FAMILY 2.6-like. Gene Ontology annotation, biological process: transmembrane transport; oligopeptide transport. The coding region runs from base 122 to 1852 and encodes 576 amino acids. The transcript is spliced from 4 exons. Gene Ontology annotation, molecular function: transmembrane transporter activity. The record is from RefSeq and is a predicted model, not a curated record. Gene Ontology annotation, cellular component: plasma membrane. NCBI's taxonomy places the organism in Eukaryota, Viridiplantae, Streptophyta, Magnoliopsida, Lamiales, Acanthaceae.
CUACCAAGACUUCCUUCAUCAAAUUGCCUCAACAUUAAGAAGCUUCAAAACAAUCAUCAAUGUCAUAUAAUUGAAUUAAUCAAUCAAAAACAUCAUAGAAAAAAAUUCAGUGCCAACCACCAUGGACACAGAAGCGCCGCCGCCGUCGGACCGCCGCCGCCGCCAGGGAGGUUGGAUCACUUUCCCCUUCAUCAUAGGGACGAUGGCUUUUCUGACGCUUUCGGCCGGGGGAUGGAUCAACAACCUCAUUGUGUAUCUAAUUCAAGAAUUCAACAUGAAGAGCAUAAGUGCUGCCAAGAUUUUCAAUUUUGUGAAUGGUAGUGUUACCAUGUUGCCUAUUGUCGGAGCCGUCGUCGCCGACUCUUUCUUUGGUUGCUUCUCCGUCAUUUGGUUUUCGUCGAUCCUUUCGCUUCUGGGCGUGGUGGUUAUGGUGCUGACAGCUGCUGUUAAAAAAUUACAACCUCCGACAUGCGAGACUAUAAGAUCAAAUUUAUGCAUACAACCGACAGGGCUUCAAUACGCCGUUUUGUAUUUCGGAUUAAGUCUCGCAUCUUUGGGGACAGCCGGGACUCGUUUCACUAUUGCAACAAUUGGCGCGGAUCAAUUCGCCGCGCAAAAGAGUCAAGGGAUUUUCUUCAAUUGGUACAUAUUCACUAUGUACGUCGCCACGGUCAUAAGCUCGACCGGAAUAGUGUAUGUCGAGGACAAUGCCAGCUGGACAUUAGGCUUUAGCCUUUGCGCCGCGGCCAACAUUCUCGGACUAGCCGUUUUCUUGUCUGGAAUUCGCUUUUAUUCCCUCGUCACGCCACGUGGGAGUCCUUACACGAGCUUAGCGCGUGUUAUCGUUGUUGCUGUUCGGAGAAGACGAAUGAUUCUGUCACCAAAAAGUGAAGAUUAUUACCAUGAAGAAAAUUAUGCUUCAAAUCCAACCCCAUUUUUCAGCUUUCUAAACCGCGCGGCGUUGAGAACCGAAGAAGUUGACACUGACUGCGGGUCCGCGACAGAAAAGUCAAAGUCAACGAAAAAGUCAAAGUGGUGCACAGUGAGAGAAGUUGAGGAUCUGAAAAGGGUCAUCAAACUGGUACCUUUAUGGUCAACGGGUCUCCUCCUCUGCACGCCGUUAGCCAUCCAGCUCAGCUUAUCCAUCAUCCAGGCGCUGACCAUGGACCGUCAACUAACGUCGCACUUCAAAGUUCCGUCAGGCUCUAUGCCCGUCUUCAUCUUAAUAUCCACUUCCUUUACCAUUCUAGUCCUCGACCGGUUUUUAUUUCCGUUUUGGUCCAAACUCCCCACGCGCCGCCGCGGGCAGCCGCCAUCCCUCCUCCGGCGCGUCGGAGUCGGACACGCCUUCACUAUAAUCAGCAUGGCGAUUUCAGCAAUUGUCGAAUCGAAGCGACUGCAGAGCGCCGCCGCCGGAAAUAAAUCCGGCGUCGGCGGCGGCGGUGCUGUUGUUCCGAUGUCGGCGAUGUGGUUGGUGCCUCAGCUGGCGGCCGCCGGCGCCGGCGAGGCGCUGCAUUUUCCGGCGCAGAUUGCUUUGUACUAUCAGGAGUUUCCAGAGUCGAUGAAGAGCACGGCGACGGCGGCGGUGGCGAUGUUCAUCGGAAUCGCGUUUUAUAUGAGCAACGGUGUGAUCGAUUUGGUCGGAAAGGCGACGGGAUGGCUGCCGGACGACAUUAAUGAGGGGAGGUUGGAUUAUGUGUAUUGGCUUUGUUGUGUACUAGGAGGCCUCAAUUUUGUGUAUUUUCUUGUAUGUGCGUCGCUUUACGAGUACCAAAAUAUCGACGAAUCGGCGGCGGCAGCGGAGGCGGCGCCGCCACCUGUAAUAAAAGCAGCGGAUGAUGGGGUUGAUUGAUGUUUUAUUUGAAAUAUAUAAAAAAUAUUAUAUUUAUUAUAAAUA